UACGCAGGUGCAUACGUAGCGACUUUCAGUUCAGAAUCCUGUCCGGUCACCUCGAGUUUGAGAAGGAGCUCGACGCGCCAGACGCGCCAGCUCUGACCAGAGCUCUGACGAUGCGCGUUCUCGUUGCAGUUGUGCAGAAGUGCAGCUUCGCAUGUUAUACAGAACGUUUCGUGGCCUCCCUUCAAUCCGAAGCACAGCACCGUCGCACCCCGAGUAGCGACAGCCCGACUCAAAAUAACAACGAGUCGCUUAUCACACCGCUAGACGGGGCAAAUCGUGCUUAGACCGAAUUCACGGCGAUGCCUUUUCACUAUGCCGCGACGGAGAAGCAAGAUGAAGGGCAGCGCUUGCUGGAGGAAACCAAGGAAACUACCGAAUUCGAGUCCCGCCUCAAGAUAGUUCACGGCGACGUUAAGUCGAAGGCGUUGCGGCUGACAUGGAAGUUCGUUCCUGCCACUCUUUCGAUUUUGCUGUUCAUCAUCGCGACCGCGGCGGUCAAAUACAGCACCUCGCCAACGAACCGCGACGCCUGGGCUCUGGCCCCAACAGUCGAUUUUCCCGAGCGCCUUUCGAAAUCCGUGCUCCCUUCAGUUUACACCUUGGACUUCGCUGUAGAUCUAUCGUCUCUGGUGUUCGUGGGAAACGCGUCCAUCACAAUGAAUGUGCUGGAAGCGACCGAUGUCAUAAGAUUUCACGCCUCGCCAACUUUGAGUCUGUUGGCUCUUAGCGUGUCGCCAAACACCGAGCUUGGCGGUAUAUCCUUACUCAAUACGACGAGAGAUGGCGAUACGGUGACCGUCAAGACCAGCCACGUGCUCUCCCCUGGAAACUACACGCUACGGUCUACGUACGGCGGCAACAUCGGAAACAGAACGAUGAGGGGUUUCUAUGCCAGCUACUAUGAAGAUAGCAACAGCGGAGUCUCUCGGGUGGUCGCUGCGACUCAUUUCGAGCCCAUCGGUGCGCGUCUUGCGUUUCCUUGCUUUGAUGAACCUGCAUUGAAGGCACAAUUCGACAUCUCAAUAACUGUGGAGGAAGGAGAUUCAGCCGUAUCGAACAUGCCGGUUGAAUCCAUCGAAGACCACCAGGGAAGAGGCAUCUUGCGAAGCUUUACAUUUGCGAGAACGCCAUUGAUGAGCACGUAUCUGGUCGCGUGGGGCAUUGGAAAACUGUCCCGCGUGGAAGCCACCACACCUGACAAAAAAGUGAAGCUUACGGUCUAUACGCAACCCGGGCGUGAGAUCGAAGCGCAGGCUUCGCUGAGGAUAGCUCUUUCGAGCCUCGACUUCUUCCAAAAUCUUUAUGGCAUCCCAUACCCUCUUCCGAAACUUGAUCUCUGGCCGAUGCCCGACUUUUCAGGCGAAGCCAUGGAGAACUUCGGACUGAUGAUUUUCGAGGACGUCCUCAUGAUGGUCGAACCAUCGUCGCCUAGAAACCAUCUGAGGACGACGGCGUUGCUGGUGGCGCAUGAGAUAGCUCACCAAUGGUUUGGGGAUUUGGUCACUAUGAGAUGGUGGGAUGACUUAUGGUUGAAUGAGGGAUUCGCCGAGUUUAUGCAGUACCAAGCAGUGUACCACGGCCACUUUAGGUGGGAUCUGGACGAUGAUUUCUUCCCAAUGGAGCAUAUACCAGCGUUCAUUGCCGACUCCACGUCGUUUAGUCACCCCAUAGCAGCGGAGAUUCAGGACCCAAGUCAAAUACCGAUGUACUUUGACGACAUCACAUAUGAUAAGGGUGCGGCGGUUCUCCGAAUGCUCGAGAAUUAUCUGGAGACAGAGGCGCCGGGAGCAUUCUCAAAGGGGCUUACGCACUAUCUCACACAACAUGCCUACGGUACCGCAAAUACCAAACAGCUCUGGGAAUCGCUCGACUCCGUCCUGCCGAGGAAGGACGGCAUCAUCGAAAAAAUGAUGGACACGUGGGUUACGCAGCAAGGAUACCCUGUUCUGACCGUCCGAUUUGAGGACGAUGCUCUUGACGUCCAACAAUGUGCCUUCUCUCUUUGGCAUGGAUACUCGGAGUGCCAAACGAAGACCAGCUGGGUCAUACCUAUCACAUGGAGAGUAGUCACGGCUGAGAAGGUGUCCGCCGGAGUUCUACAGGACAGAAGCACCUCUUUCGCUCAACAGGAGUCAUGCGAUGUCCUGCAAAUCAUCAAUCCGAAGCGGCCUGGCUUCUAUCGGGUGCAGUAUACCUCUGACCAGUACGCUCGGCUCGCCGCGCAUCUAGAACAGCGUCAUACGGACUUUGACCGAUCGGACAGAGCCGGUCUCGUGUCGGACGCGAUUGCGCUGAUGCUCAGCAACCGCGUCGCCUAUAGCGAUGUCGUAUCCUUGCUCGCGUUCUUGCAGCAGGAUGAAACGUCGGCAAUCGUAUGGGAGGUCGCGUUGGCUGGGUUCCGCGACGUGGAGCUUGCUCUGCGAAAUCAUGAGACCGCCUUACGGAACUGGGUCUACUGUACCCUGUUAUUGAUGGACAAGGUUAUAUGGUCAGUGGGGUGGCGCGAGGAAGCGGCAAAGAACGUCUUUAGAAACGGGCACGUCGAUCGGGAGGAGCGAGAGGAGAUGCGACGAGGUAUCAUUGAAUGGGCCAUCCUUCAUUUCGAAGAGUCGCACCCACUGGUGCAAGAAGGUUUUCAGUUCUAUGAGGACCUCCUUUCCGGAAAGAUAGAGGUCGGUCUUCCCGCGGACAUGUAUGAGCUGGUCUACCUGAACGCCAUACGGCAUCGAAAGGAUGCGUUCCGUGAGAUUCUGGAAGUCUACACGAAGAAGCAGAAACGCGUUCUGCCCGGGGAUCUUCUCAGAGCGCUGUCGUCGACUUCAAAUCGGGGUCAACAGGCUCAAAUCUUCGCAGUCGUAUCUGAAAUGUCAUUACGCGAGCAACUACAAUUUGCGGAUGUUGUGUCCCAUCAACUGCACUCGUGUGAAAUUCUUGUCCGCGAGUACCUCGACAGCAAACCAAACAGGUUGGUGUCGGCGGCGCUAGGACGGUCGAUCGCUCGUUGUGAUGAUCGCCGAACUGUGGCAAAGAUCCGGCAGUUUGUCGGACAAGAGAAUGCCGAUACGGUGCGAAUUAGCGCUUUGAAGGCUGGGUUGGAACGCCUUGAUGCGUUUGCUGCGUUCGGGAAAGUUCAUCAUAGCGCAUUUGACGUCGCUCGAUAGUUUUGAAUGUAGCAGGGAGCCCAAUAUGUAUCUAAGCGCCAAAACUACUGUAACCGUAUAU
Fimicolochytrium jonesii is the source of this 3222-nucleotide messenger RNA. Its product is annotated as peptidase family M1-domain-containing protein. Gene Ontology annotation, cellular component: cytoplasm. The record is from RefSeq and is a predicted model, not a curated record. The coding region runs from base 300 to 3161 and encodes 953 amino acids. Gene Ontology annotation, biological process: peptide catabolic process; proteolysis. The transcript has 2 exons. NCBI's taxonomy places the organism in Eukaryota, Fungi, Chytridiomycota, Chytridiomycetes, Spizellomycetales, Powellomycetaceae. Gene Ontology annotation, molecular function: peptide binding; metalloaminopeptidase activity; zinc ion binding.